CCCCACCGUCCAUUCUCCCCCCAAAACAAAACUUCUGUCCCCUCCCUUUCUGUACAGUCAUCUCCUCCUCUCCCCAAAUUCCCCCAAUUCUCAUCCAGAUCUAUCCAUUCCCAAUCUCCCACGCACCCCAUCUUCACCGGCGGCGAUGGUGGAAGCGCAGUCAUGGGCGACCCGGCGGAUGAGCAAUCCGAGGCUACUCGACCACACCUCCACCACCGCCACCACCAACUCCUCCUCUGCCGCCUCCGUCCCGGCCGACGACCAGGCCCUCGACAUCCCCGCCACUCCCCCGCGGGACGUCAGGGGAAACAAUGCCUACUACUACUCCACCUCCGCCGUCGGAUCUUACUUCUCCCCCACCUUCGUCACCGCCUCAAUCUACGCUGUUCCCGUCGCCGUCAACGGAGAGGCAGAGGGAAUGGCGAUUUAGGGAGAGGGCAGAACGAGAGAGGUGAGGGAGGAGGAGGCAAUUUGGUUGGCGGCAAGGGUUUGUCGAUUUUCAGGGAAAGGAAGAAGAGAAUCGAGAUUCGACAGAGAGUAGGGAGAGAGAUAGGUGUUAGCGGCGGGUUUCUCUGGAAAAGGAAGAAGAAGAAUCGAGAAGUGUGAGGGGUUAGGAGUGAGUGGUGCAGAA
Messenger RNA from Linum tenue, 631 nucleotides. The record is from the annotation of a GenBank genome assembly. NCBI's taxonomy places the organism in Eukaryota, Viridiplantae, Streptophyta, Magnoliopsida, Malpighiales, Linaceae.